Molecule: messenger RNA, 3483 nt
Organism: Fusarium oxysporum Fo47
Lineage: Eukaryota; Fungi; Ascomycota; Sordariomycetes; Hypocreales; Nectriaceae
Product: ABC-2 type transporter-domain-containing protein
Exons: 14
Coding region: 1-3483 (1160 amino acids)
Biological process (GO): transmembrane transport
Cellular component (GO): membrane
Molecular function (GO): ATP hydrolysis activity; ATP binding; ABC-type transporter activity
Source: RefSeq, a predicted model, not a curated record
AUGGUCUCACACAUACUUGUCAACUUGAGGAACGAGCUAGGUCUUUCAACGCCACCGUGUUCCGGCUUUGCCUUCAGGAAGUUGACCGUCCACGGUAGCGGCCCGGCCGUCGAGCAGCAAGACACUAUCUGGACGCUGCUAACUUCGCUAAUUAAUGUCAAGGCUUGGAUUCGACCAAAACACAGCAAAACUAUUCUACAGGACCUUGAUGGGGUCGUGCAAAAGGGAGAACUCUUUCUUGUGCUAGGGCGCCCUGGAAGCGACUGCACAACCUUCCUGAAAACCAUUACAGCAUCAGUUCUACGGUAUACAGACAAAGUCAUCUACAAUCAGGAAGUAGACGAACAUCCCCCGUGCCUGACAGUUGAACAGACGCUAGAGUUCACCGUUGCCAUGCGCACGCCACGAGCCCGUCUUCCACAUAUAACCCGAAAAGAGCGGAUCAAGCACGUGGUGGAAGUCAUGCUAUCAGUAUUUGGCCUAUCGCACACUCGCAACACAAUUGUAGGAAACGUUUGUGUGCGAGGGGUCUCAGAUAAUUCUACCCACGGCCUUGAUGCCGAAUCCGCCCUACAUUUUGUUUGUCGGCUACGUACGCUUUCCGACUUCACCCAAUCUGCAAACGCGGCCGCGAUAUACCAAUCUUCUCAAGCGAUAGUAAACCUUUUUGACAAGAUGUUAGUACUGCAAACGUCAGGAGACUUCCUGACUGCAAUCACCAACCCAGCGCAGAGCACAGCGAAGGAAGGACACGAAGAUCUCGUGCCAAGGGCCCCUGAAGAAUUCGAAAAAUAUUGGCAUGGAUCGCCAGAGUAUGCUUCUAUUCUGGAAGAGAUUGAGCAGCGACCCAGAGAGAAUUCGAGUCCACCCGCCAUAAGCUCAAGGCUAGGGGGAUGUUGCACAGAGCUACACAGACAGUCUCAAAUCGUCAUUGCAAUUGUUGUGGGAUCAGUCUUCUACGGCACUCCAGAAACUUCUGACGCCUUCUUUUCCCACGGAUCUGUUCUCUUCUUCUCGGUACUUCUUAAUGCCCUAAUGUACAUAACAGACAUUCACAACCUAUACAAGGGACGUUCAGUUGUCCGCAAGCAAGCGUCAUAUGUCUUCUACCGCCCAUCGGCAGAGGUACUUGCGAGCAUUAUCGUUGAUAUUCCCGUCAAACUUGUGGUUGGGACAUAUUUCAACAUCAUCCUGUACUUCCUAUCCGGACUCGCGACGACGGCUUCUGAGUCCUUUAUUUUCUUCCUUUUCGUCUUCGUGACGACUCUGGCGAUGUCUAUGGCCGUGGCAAUUUCUGGCUGCCUCGUUCUUGCACUGGCAUUGCUCGUUAACCAAGCACAUGAGGCUAACUAUCCCUGUUCUCAUUUAGUGCCUCCUUACCCGAACCUAACAGGCGACUCGUUCAUUUGCCCGGUUCCUGGUUCUGUGGCCGGGGAGACUUUUGUGAACGGGGAUGCUUGGUUCGAGACGAGCUACGACUACAGCUACUCCCAUUUAUGGCGAAACCUCGGCAUCAUUCUCGGGUUCUUGCUCUUCUUCCUGUUCACAUAUCUGCUGGCAUCAGAACAUAAUGUGAAUUCCUCCACUGGCCCGGAUGUCCUUGUCUUCCGGCGUGGCAGUCUCCCCAGCACCAUGGCACAAACCGACUUGAAGCUCAAGGGUAGAGUCGACGCCGAGCGGCCCCCGGUGGUCAGCAGCGCACCGCUUGAGGGGGUCGUGAACGAAGCAGUGCCAAUGCAGGUAGAUCGGGAAACGUUCUCAUUGAGGAAGGUGAGCCUCGAUGUCAUGACUGAGGGCCAUUCGAGACGGCUGCUGGAUAACUCGUGCGGUUGGGUGAAACCCGACUCCCUAACAGCCUUGAUGGGCGUGUUAGGGGCCGGAAAAACGACGCUUUUGGACGCACUAGCCCAGAGAACGCCUUCUGGUGUUAUACAAGACGAGUUUUACGUGGACGGGAGGCCCCUCCCCGCGUCGUUCAAGAGCGACGUUAGCUAUGCCCAGCAGCAAGGCGUGCACUUCGAAACAUCUACUCCCCUUGACGUACCGAAGAGCGAGAAGCUUAACUCCGUGGAGGAGAUUAUACGUCUUCUUAACAUGGACGGUUUUGCUGAUGCCGUUGUCGGACUGCCAGUCAAAAGGCUCAACGUCGAGCAGCGCAAGCGACUCAGUAUUGGCGUCGAGCUUGCUGGCAAGCCAGCCCUGCUCCUGCUUCUCGACGAACCUACUUCAAGACUCGAUAGUCAGUCAUCCGAGGCGAUCCUGGCUCUUCUCUGGAAGUUGGCGGCAGGUGGUUUAAGCACACUGUGCACCAUCAAUCAGCCGAGCGCGAUGCUGAAGGUCGCUUACUUCGGGGGCAUUGGAGGGAACUCGGAGACUGUGCUUCGCGCAGAUGCCGAGAACCCAGCGGAGUAUCUUCUGGAUGCUAUAGGCAAUACAAACAUCGCGAAACUCGACUGGCCUCGCCUCUGGCAUGCAUCCGCGGGAGCCAGGGUAGUGUCAAUUGGGCUGGAACGCGUGGUGGAAUCUUUCUCCACAUGGAGACAAGGAAACGGAAGCGAUGUGGUCCAAGCUAGACAGCGUGGCGCCUACUCAAUGUCUCUACUAUCGCAAAUACCGGGCGUCUGUGUUCGCGCCUUCCAGCAAUAUUGGCGAUCACCAACGCACAUCCCGAGCAAGUUCAUGGUGGGAGUUGCAGGCUUAUUAUUAAUUGGUUUCUCCUUCCAGCCCGGUCAAUCCAUCCUGGGCGUCCAGAACGCCAUCUUCUCAGUCCUCAUGGUUUGCGCAAUGUCUAGCAGCCUGGUUCAACAGAUCAUGUCAAAAUUCAUCGUUCAGCGAACACUCUACGAAGUCCGUGAGCGACACUCUAACAUGUACUCUUGGUCAGUUUUGAUCCUCGCCAACAUGCUUGUUGAGAUACCAUACCACGUCGUCCUAGGCGUCAUGACCUCUGCAAUCUUCAACUAUACGGUUUUUGGCGUUCGUUCAUCUGAAGAUCAAGGACUAUUUUUGCUGUUCUUUGUCUACUUCUACAUCCUUGCCGGCACGUUCGCACAUAUGGUGUUUACACCCUUGCCAGACACAACGACAUCCGGCCGUGUGGUGACGAUCCUGCUCUCGAUGAUGAUCUUAUUUGCCGUCGUGUUCCAAGCCCCGAUAGCCCUGCCAGGCUUCUGUAUUUUCAUGUAUCGUGUCUCUCCAAUGACGUAUCUUGUUGGCGGUGUCGCUGUCUUGGGACUUUCAGGGGACCCGAUCGUUUGUUCACAUGCUGAGCUUGCCGUCUUCCAGCCUCCGACCGGUGAAAUUUGUGGGGCAUAUAUGCAGCCAUAUCUUGAGCAAGCUGCUCUGGGAACGCUACUCAGUCCUGAUGCCACUGCUAGCUGCCCUUAUUGUCCUCUAGCAUAUGUCGAUCAGGUCUUGGCUAGCUCGGGGCUCGGUUAUAUUCGCAUAACCUUUAAUAUCGCCACUCUAUUUGCAUUCUAUUAA